Messenger RNA from Panicum virgatum (switchgrass), 2131 nucleotides. RefSeq names its product glutathionyl-hydroquinone reductase YqjG-like. Bases 160 to 1137 code for a protein of 325 amino acids. The record is from RefSeq and is a predicted model, not a curated record. NCBI's taxonomy places the organism in Eukaryota, Viridiplantae, Streptophyta, Magnoliopsida, Poales, Poaceae. Gene Ontology annotation, molecular function: glutathione transferase activity. Gene Ontology annotation, cellular component: cytoplasm. The transcript has 11 exons.
CCACUCCCUACUUCUGCUUCAUGCUGCAUCCGUCGAUGCUGACACAGCAGAGUGACUAUCAGUAGGCCCGUAGGCACCAGGACGAUUCCCCCAGUCGCCGCUCCUCCACCUCCGCCGCCGCCCGCCGGGACGCUCUCCACCACCUUCGUCGGCAUCGAGAUGGCGCGGUCGGCGCACGACGAGGUCACCGACUCCGGGGCCUUCGACCCGUCGCCGUCCACCUUCCGGAACUUCGUGUCCAGGGACAGCACCGCCCGCUUCCCCGCGGCGCCGGGGAGGUACCACCUCUACAUCUCCUACUCCUGCCCCUGGGCGUGCAGGUGCCUCGCCUACCUCAAGCUCAAGGGCCUCGACCACGCCAUCGGCUUCACCUCGGUGAAGCCCAUCUUUGAGAGGACCAAGGAGACCGACGACCAUAUGGGGUGGGUGUUUCCUGCCACCGGAGACGAGGAGCCCGGCGCCGAGCCCGAUCCUUUCAACGGAGCCAAGAGCAUCAGGGAGCUCUACGAGAUCGCCAGCGGAAAUUAUGCCGGGAAACCAAGUGUCCCGGUUCUGUGGGACAAACAGCUCAAGACCAUUGUCAACAACGAGAGCUCGGAGAUCAUCCGAAUGCUCAACACCGAGUUCAACGAGUUCGCGGAGAAUCCUGACCUGGAUCUCUACCCUGCUCAUCUACAGGCCUGCAUAGAUGGGAUCAAUGAGUUGGUGUACGAAGCUAUAAACAUUGGUGUGUACAAAUGUGGCUUUGCAAAGCAACAGGGGCCAUACGAUGAGGCUGUCACGAAAUUAUUUGAGGCUCUGGAUAAAUGUGAGGAUAUUCUAAGCCAGCAACGCUUUCUAUGCGGGAAUCAACUUACAGAGGCAGAUGUUCGCUUGUUUACGACUCUCAUAAGAUUUGAUGAGGUUUACUCUGUUUACUUCAAAUGCAACAAGAAGCUCAUCAGGGAAUACCCAAAUCUGUUCAAUUACACCAAGGACAUAUACCAAAUUCCUGGCAUUAGCAGCACGGUUAACAUGGAGCACAUACGAAAGAGCUACUAUGGAGGCUACUCACCCAUAAAUCCAUACGGGAUUAUCCCUGCGGGCCCAAACAUCGACUAUAAUGCUCUACACGACAGAGAGAAGUUUAGCGCCUAGAAGAUUUUCUUGGUUGACUUCUGUAUAUGCUAUGCUUAUUGUUGUAAUAAUAUUGAGGAUCUAUUCUUGUGCUUUUGGUCAUUGCUAAUCUGCAUGUGGCAGAUGUGUCUAACAGAUGGUUGGUCAGAUCUGGUUUAAAUCUCUUCUGUGCUACCACACGUCUUACUUGUUUUCUUUGCCACCUUCGAUUUUAUGCAUAUGAAAGUUGCAGAAAUUUCUUACUUGAUACAUCGUUUUCUUUGUAUCCCAUAAAUGAAACUGUAUAUAGAGUUGGUACAUGUUUAUACUAAGUUACAUCUGUCUUGCUUUUUUUGAUCAGCCACAUGAUUAUUGUAGGUACUUAUACAUUCCUCUUGGUGGUUCUCGAAGAAAGCUACUGAGUAGUGUGGCAUGAUCUGGAAUGGAAACUUGUUUCAUGGCCAUGGUUAACUUGGUUAUUUUUCGUUCCAGAGAUAUUGGUCAAAUCUCUGUCCAACAAAUUUCAGCCAAGUAGCUCCCUUGGGAUGCUUGUUCAGCGAGAAUUUAAAGCAAUUGCCGGUGCUGUGACAUGGUGGCAAACCUUGUUGGUUACAUCGUGGGACCAUCCGGGAUUAAAGUUCUGAUCUCAAAAAUGGCUGGGAAGGAAGCCCUGCCUGCCCUUGCUUUCAUAUUUACUACAUUCUACAUGGGUCAGCUGAUGUUUCAUUGUGAAGCUAGCAGAGAGGUGAUGGAGCUGGAGUUCAUGAAUUCAGUUUUGACUCACAUGUAGGACACACUCAAGGAAGCUAUUCUUUCUUUUCCUUUUCCUUUUCCUUUUCCUUUUUAUUUGUUGUAUUUGCUCUAGACACAUCACGCAUUCGAGAGGCAAUUAGUUCCUGUAUGCGCUGAUAUAUGAUUUUUAUUUAGAAAAGAGGCAAGGGCUUACUGAUUAGCCUGCUAGCAACUUGCAUAUGCCAAGUUCUGUUCAUGAUUUCUGUUUGAAAAUAUAUUCAUGAUGUGACACGCUUGGAUGAUU